CUCCCAGGGGAGAGUCGCGGGGGCCAGGGGGCGUAGCGGGAGGAAUGAAGGUUGAGAUUAGGGAUUGGGGAGCCGGUCCCGCGGCGCCCCAGUGAAUCCGUCGGGCUCGGGGACCCAGCGGAACCCCCCGCGCCCGCCUCCCCCCCCAUCCGCCGGCGCGAGUGGGGCGGCGCGCUCCGCAGGGCGAGCAGCUGAGCGACCCUCGGUGCUGCGGCCCCCCGCGCCCCAGCCCGCCGCGCCCGGGCCGCGGGCGGCGCCCCUCAUUCUCCCCCCGGGCGGGGGAGCCCAAGGCAGCGCCGGAGCCCGGGGGGAGCGCGGCCGCGCCGGCCAGGGCAGGGGGCAGGCAGCCGGGACGGCCCCGGACCUAGAGCUACAAAUCAUCAAAGCUGGGGUUUGUGUUCGAGCUCUAAAAGCCACAGGAACUGAGCAAGCAAAACCGGUAACGAGUCCAUCUCCAGAGUCCUGCCCCUUCCUGGGCAGCAGCAGCUGUGCGGCACCAGGCCCUAUGAGCUCCGAGGGAAGUCAAAGACUCAGAGCCGGCUUUUAGCUUGCCACUGUUUAGAACCACUAAGCUUAAACGUGUCUAGGUGGUGGCCACAGAGGGCCAGAGGCAAGCAGAGGGAGCAAUGGUUGGUCCUGACGGUGGCUGAGCCCCCAGCCCCUGGAAUAUGCAGCCCGGAGGAGCCCCAGGCAAGGACGCGGUGGCGGAGUGGGGCGGGAGGCAUGGUCUCCACCUACCGGGUGGCCGUGCUGGGGGCGCGAGGUGUGGGCAAGAGUGCCAUCGUGCGCCAGUUCUUAUACAACGAGUUCAGCGAGGUCUGUGUGCCCACCACCGCCCGCCGCCUCUACCUGCCUGCUGUGGUCAUGAAUGGCCAUGUGCACGACCUGCAGAUCCUGGACUUCCCACCCAUCAGCGCCUUCCCUGUCAACACACUGCAGAAGGGACAGCAGGACAGACUGAGACCUGAGAAGGAAUGUUCUCAGCAGCUCUGGAGACCCCAACCAGAUCUCUUACCCAAGGGCCUAUCCUCCCAGGAGUGGGCAGAUGCCUGCUGCAGGGGACUCCGAAGCGUCCACGCCUACAUCCUGGUCUAUGACAUCUGCUGCUUUGACAGCUUUGAGUACGUCAAGACUAUCCGUCAGCAGAUCCUGGAGACGAGGGUGAUCGGCACCUCGGAGACACCCAUCAUCAUCGUGGGCAACAAGCGCGACCUGCAACGCGGACGCGUGAUUCCACGCUGGAACGUGUCGCACUUGGUGCGCAAGACCUGGAAGUGCGGCUACGUGGAGUGCUCGGCCAAGUACAACUGGCACAUCCUGCUGCUCUUCAGCGAGCUGCUCAAGAGUGUGGGCUGCGCCCGCUGCAAACACGUGCACGCUGCCCUGCGCUUUCAGGGCGCGCUGCGCCGCAACCGCUGCGCCAUCAUGUGACGCCGCGUGCGCCCAGCAGCAGCACUGUCCCAGCGAAAGGGAGGGAGGGGCGGGGCCAGCCUCCCGCGGGACACCAGGGCCAGAGCAGGGAACCCCCGGAGAAGAACUCUGGACUCCGGGCCUGAAGCACCCCUACAGCCACGCACCUCCCCCACGAGAAUCAGAGGGCGAGAGGGAGCCUCCCCGCUACUCCUCGUCCUCCCCUCCCACCUGGGUCUCCUUGGGUCAGCCACCUUCAGUGCUGUAGUGUAGUGCCCGGCCCCAGGAGGGGCCACAACCUGUAGGCCAAGGAGCGUGUGAAAUGGAGGGUGGGGUGAGGAGGUGCUGUCUUGGCCGGGCCCCUGCCCAUCUUCCCCACAGUGUGUCUGUCUUUACCCUACUUCCCCCCUUCCAAUGUCUGUCCUCUCAAGUGUCUGUCAGUCCUCUUUUGUCCUACCUACCCUCUAGUGUUUCUCCCUGCUCCCCAGCUCCGCUCACAGGGCUCUCAUUUCCUCCAUCCCCUUGUCGCGGAUCCUGGCAGGUUUUUGAUGCCAGGCCUUCUCCCCGGCAGCGCCACCGGCACAGGGCAGAGAGAUGCAAGUGUCCUGAGGACCAAAGCCAAGGGGUCCAAGGGCUGAGGUCCGACAGCUGUCAGGGAAAGAAGGCUGAGCUCUCCCUCAUCCAGGGAGACCUCCCUGCCCAGCAGCCCCCAGAGACGCAACCACCUACCUUCCAGCCUUAACUCAAUGGUCCCUGCCGGGUGCCCCUCGCCCCUCUUGACCCUAAAGCCAGAUUGCUCCCGGGCUAAAAUUCUUUUUUGUUUUGUUUGACAGUGUGGAGAGGAUAUUCCUCAAAGGAUCAGUUUCUCUCCAUAAUGCCUAGGUCCCACUUGCCUGUUACCUCCUGCACUAGGAUGGGCUGCUACAUUGAGGGAUAUGGAGUUUGUGGAGGAUGGGGGGUGGGGAAGAUGGUGCCCGGGAGGGGGUCACGUUAUGCUAGCGAUGAUUCUGUGUCGCAGUCCCACCUCAGUCCAACUGCCCAAGACUCUGCCUCCAUCAGGUCUCAGGUUGUCUUGAUCAGUCUGUAUUGGGGCAGAGCCGAACGAGGGAGUUGUGCCCGGGUGAGAUAGGCAUGUAUCCCUACCCAUGCGUGGAGGCCCUCAGGAUCUGACCCCUUAUCCCAACACCAGAUUGGCCCUAUGCCCUAAUUCCUCACCCACCCCAUUUUCCCCGGCUGCCUGGCCGGGUUUCUACCUCUCGUCACCGGAGCUGAUCACUGUCAGUUUUGUACCGAUUUAGAAAUAAUACUAAUGGAGAUUCCAGGAGUGGCCUGAGGGAUUGCUCGGGGACUUGGAGGGAGGGAGGAAGAAGUGGUUCCAUGUCCCCUGCCCUGGCCAAAGAAAGUUCCUGAGGCUGAACCCUCAGCCUCAGCCCUGGUCCAGUUGGGAGCAUGAUAAGGACCCUUUGUCAAGAGGGGUCCACAGGACGCCUGUACACAGGGGUACAUAGCCUUUGUCAAGGCUGCAGUGCACAGACCAGGAAAUCAGGUACCCAGAGAGGUGAUGGGGAGGAAUCUGGGGGCAGGGGUGGGAUGGGGAAUUUAUGGUGUCCCCGUGUGGGAGGGAAUUUAUGAUUCUCUCUUCUGCUUCCCCACUGAAUCGCACUCCCUCUACCUAGUGGGGCACGGCAGUACAACAACAGCAGCCCUCACUCUGGGGCAGCCCAGCGUUCUGGGUUCUAGUCCUUGCUGUCCUGCACAAUUUUGGGCUAGCGAUUUGCCCUCUCUGAGCCUCCCUCUGAAACAGAGGCAGUGGCUCCCCUUCCCCACACUUCAGAGUGGCUGGGAGGGUAAGGAGAAGGGGUGCCCACUUUCCUCUCCUGCAGCCCCACCACUGGUUCCUCGGGGUGUGGGGUAAAGAUGGCAGCCUCCCAUGUGCCCGAUCACCCCCCAACUCUGGGGCACUCGAGGUGAGGAUGGGGGAUCCAGACCUCUGGCUUGCCUCCACUGGGGAGUCAUUGGAAUGUAGCCCCCUCACCCUUUCCUCUUCACCCCAGGUCUUGGAUUUCAGGUCCCUCCACCCCCAUUCUGAGUCUCUGUCCUUCCCCUCCCCAACCAGGGUUUCCCACACAGGGUCUGGAGUGUGUGUGACACCCACCGAGCUGUUAUUGGAAGUCAGAUUAAAAAUCAGGGAGUGUUUUCCCUCGUUUCUCUA
Rattus norvegicus (Norway rat) is the source of this 3622-nucleotide messenger RNA. RefSeq names its product RAS-like, family 10, member B (gene Rasl10b). Gene Ontology annotation, molecular function: GTPase activity; GTP binding. NCBI's taxonomy places the organism in Eukaryota, Metazoa, Chordata, Mammalia, Rodentia, Muridae. The record is from RefSeq and is a predicted model, not a curated record.